UAACCAAGUCUUCCUCGCGUAGCCCUCAUAGGGAUGCAGCUCUCGUAAUUAAUCUCAAAAGUGGUACAUACAUAAAAAAUGGGAAUAUUAAGCAGUUCAGGGGGUGGAGGAGUUAGUCUUUCCGGUGGGGGUGGGGGCGGUGGGUUAUACGCAGGUGAUAGUGGUCUCUGCGUUUUUACCUGUGCCGCCAUCCUCUCCCUUGCGUCCCUCUUUGAUUUCGAUAUCGGGUCGGAAAGUGCCUUCUUUGCCACGACGGGAUUGGGAGCCUUGUGUUUUACGGAUUGUCAAUAUUUGAGACUGGUGCAGCAAAGGGGUGGAUUUCAUGGCAAGGCAGGGUUCGGUAAUCGAGAUGACCUGGUCAAAUCCUUCGGUUGGACACUAGCAGAUCUCCAAUUUGGACGCGGGGGAGGUCGCCGUAGAAGAAAAAUACUACCUGAGGAAAUGCACCACCAGGACGAAGUUUUAAUUAUGAGCCACUCUUUCAAGAAUAAGCGGAAAUCCAGUUUACAUGGCAUUCCUGAAAAAAGUUCGUGAAAGCGAUGCAAAACGAGUUUUUCAAAAUCUUGUCCUGGAUAUUGUUAUGUUUAUUCCCCGAGAGAGAGAUGACAAUUUCUAAAAAUAUUUAUUUCUAUUUACUUGGAGACCAUACAUUAUUAGCUCACCCUGCGUAGCAUGAGAGCUAUUGAAUUCCUCUUGUCCGUCCGUCUGUCUGUGUGUUCACGAGUUUUUUGCAUCAAUUGAUGCUAAUUAAUAAGUCCCAAGACCAUUUUAACCCUAAUUUGUAGCACAAUUGGUAUCAAAAAAUCGUUAACGCAAAAUGGUGCGAAAUAAUUGGAGGAAUCGAUGUAUUCUGCACCAAGGAUUAUGAUUAACUGAAAGUUCUAGUUAGCCUUGGCUGACAUAACUUAACCUCGAAAUCGUGUCAAAAUUUAGUCCCAAUUUUAACCAAUUCGGCUGCACCAUUGGUGCAACAUUAUAUCAAAUUUCUGUUACCCCCCGUUUAUUCUGUACCAUUGGUGCACAAUUAUAUAAAAAUUAUGCAUCUAUUUUAUCCGCUUAUUUUGCACCUUUGAUGCAAAAUUAUGUGCAACUAAUUAUUCCAGGGUGAGCUACUUCUAACGUUACUACGGUUUAUUCCACUUACUAAGCGUAUGGUUGUGGUUCGAAAUAUGAACAUAAGAGGUACAUAUGUAUGUUAAUAUGAACACACAUACUUACAUAUGUAUGUGUAUGUUUUUUUAAUAUUUUAAAUUAUUGUUCCCCUCCAAUUGUUGUGUUAAGCUUAUAUAUGCUACAUAAGUAAUAUUUGUCAGAAAAUAUUGCAAAAUAUACAGAUAUUAACUGAUACCCCGUAGCUGGAAAUAUUUUGAGACAAAUCCAUUAUUUACAGCUCAUAUGUACAAAAAAGGGGGUACUUAUUAUUUAAUUCUCUCUAAAUGGAAAACGGGGAAUCAAACCUUCGUGUGAUCAUAUGAGUCAGCAUAGAAGUCUUCCGUCGUCUAGUUGUUGUUGAGUUGAUAGACACGCGAAGAAGAAAUAUAAAUGCGCAACUUAAAAGUUGUUUGUAGUUCUAAAUUUAAACAAGUAGCGAUCGACUGUGCAAGGAAAUAAUAAACAACAUGUUUUGAA
Messenger RNA from Folsomia candida, 1629 nucleotides. RefSeq lists its product as uncharacterized. Lineage: Eukaryota; Metazoa; Arthropoda; Collembola; Entomobryomorpha; Isotomidae. The transcript is spliced from 2 exons. Bases 79 to 534 code for a protein of 151 amino acids. The record is from RefSeq and is a predicted model, not a curated record.